This is a messenger RNA of Cyprinus carpio (common carp), 5591 nucleotides long. RefSeq names its product disintegrin and metalloproteinase domain-containing protein 19-like. The transcript is spliced from 23 exons. Lineage: Eukaryota; Metazoa; Chordata; Actinopteri; Cypriniformes; Cyprinidae. Gene Ontology annotation, molecular function: metalloendopeptidase activity. The record is from RefSeq and is a predicted model, not a curated record. Gene Ontology annotation, biological process: membrane protein ectodomain proteolysis. The coding region runs from base 1567 to 4401 and encodes 944 amino acids.
CCUUUGGUAUUUAAUAAAAGAAAUAUAUAUACAAAAACUUUCUGUGUUUUAUAGUUUGUCUAGUUUGGAGGAAAAGAAGCAGAAUGAAGGGGGAUGUCGCCAUGUUAUUUCCCCCCUAAGAUUCCUAGAAGAGAUAAGGAGUGACACAAGGAUCUUAUUCUCUUCCUGCAGGGAUGAGCAUCUGUUUCACCUCACCCCCUGCUGUUUCCUCUCUGUGUGGAGAUGACUUUAAAAAGUCAGUUUUUUUCUCCAGCCAAAUUUCAGUGUCAUAUCCUGUACAACGGUGCACAUGUAAUGAAAUGAGGAUUAAAUAAUUACUUUAAGAAAUUUUUGAGGUUACACUUAGUCCACAGCAUUUGUGGCAUAAUGUUGAUUACAACAAAAAUUACUUAGAUUUGUGCCCCCUUUUUCUUAAAGUAAGAAGGAGCAAAAAUUAAUAAAAUAAUAAUGUUUUGGUGAUGCUUUUAUGAUAGAAGUAAAAUGUCCAACGGCCAAUUUCUGGAUGAUUUAAAAUAAAAAAAUGUGAAUCUUAUAAUUCCAUAAAAGCACAUAAAAAUUGUGCAUUGUUUAAAGAGCUGUUCAAGUUGAGCUCAAGUUUUGUGGUAUAUGAUAUAUAUAAUAUUACAAAUUGGCCCCCACUGAAACCCAGAUUUUUGCUUUAAAAAAAUGUAAUAUCAAAGCUUUGACAGAUCUGAUGUAGUGUGUGCUGGUCUGGUCCUUCCUGUACUUUGAUGUUGGACACAAUUAGACGAAGUCACGGAAUUAUUGCUCACACAGCAUGUAGUCUGAUCACGAAAUCUCUCUCUCCUUAUCUGUACUUCUAGUUUUAAUGAAUUACCGCAAGCACCAACAUCUCCUUUCUACACUACUCUCUCCGCUAGCUGUUUUGAAGCCAAGGUGUAUAUUAUUACACACAAUGUUGUGUGUAGUGUGUAAUAUGCUACCCCUGACCUCGUUUCGUGCUUAAAUUAUAACAGCGAAUGUACACCGUCACUGCAACAACUGUAAGUGCCUUUCAAGACCAAGCAUGAACUUGAUAUUUUUACCACUAAUAUUUAAGCAGUGGUCAGUAUUAUAGCUCACUCAGCAUGCACGCUGCUGAUAGAAAUCUCUGUUUCUUUUAGUUUUAAUGAAUUACACUUAUAGUGUAAAGUGUACACUUAAAGUUAUUUUGGUGUCAAGGAGUAUUUUAUUUCAUAUAAAGUUAUAUUGGGUAACCCUGACCUCAUUUUGUGCUUAAAUUAUAACAGCGAGUACUGUAUAACAGCAUGUUGUAACUGUAACAACUGUACAUGCCAUUGAAGACCGAGGACGUCUACUAGUUCAGGUUUUUUUUAUUUUCAUUGAAUUAAUCUUCAUCAUAAAUCAUGUAAUUUUUAUUGUAGGGAUUUGUUACUAUAGUAAAGACGUGAUAAUGUAAUAGACGGAAGGACGGAUAGAUAGAUAGAUAUUUUUAUGAAUGGUAGGGGAGGUGCUUGUAUCUGGUAGAGAGCUGUAAAGAUGCGCUCCUCUCACUGCCUCUGUCGGUCUCUGCAGACACACACAUACCGGUGCUGUUCAUCAUGAAUGCUAUUCAUAAUCGAUGAUAAUUCAUCGUGCACGGCUCGUUUAUUUCGUGCAUUUUUUUUUUAUUUACCUUUUAUGAUGUUUCAGGGCGUGCAUUUGAAUCGCUGCAUGGUCGCGGGCGCAGUGCAGUUGCGAUUAUUUUUAUUGUUAUGUUGUUGUUGUUUUCAUCUCUCUUUAAGAUGCGCUGCACAUGGCGAGGACAUACAUACGGAUAAACCUUGGCAUAGAGACUCAUCUCGCAUCCAUGACAACCCGGAGCACUUUAUCACUUAUCCACAGUGGAUCAGCCCAGCCAGACACAAAAGAUCUCAUAAGGGCUCUGAGCAUCCAUCUGAGGCAGAGGUCAAAAUUACUGUGGGAGGACAAGAUCUGAUUCUACAGCUCCAGAGAAAUGAGGAGCUGUUCUCCUCUGAAUAUCAGGAAAUAUGGUACAAUCCGAAUGGAGACCGUCAGUUUUCCAGGCCUUCCAGCAGGGAACACUGUUAUUAUCAUGGGUCAGUCAAAGGGAUCCAGGGGUCAAGUCUGGUCAUUAGCACCUGUGCUGGACUCAGGGGCAUGAUAACAGUCAAUAACAGCGUGAGCUACAUGAUCGAACCGCUAGCUAACCAAACACACUCUCAGGGACAUGUCGUUUUCAACGCUCAGAGUCUGAAACUGCCAGUGGGCACCUGCGGACACUACCAUGGAGACGAGAAUCACUCGGAAAGCCUUCAAGAGCUGAUUGAUGUCAUGGCAAAGCCUCAGCAGACCAAUAGGGGAAGAAGAGAUGUCAGCAGCAGCAUGAAAUACGUGGAGCUGAUGGUGGUGGCCGACCAUGCAGAGUUCUUGAAGCACGGUCAGAACCUUGAAAGUACCAAAAUGAAGCUGCUUGAAGCAGCUAACUUUGUGGAUAAGUAUUACAAAUCCUAUAACAUCCGUGUGGCUCUGAUCCGGUUGGAGAUCUGGAACGAUCAAGACAAGAUCACUGUGACCGACAACCCCUACAGUACCCUGAGUGCAUUUCUGACCUGGAGGAGGAAACAACUGCCACAGCUGCCCAAUGACAACGCUCAGCUAGUAACGGGGGUUUCUUUUCAGGGCACCAUCAUUGGUCUGGCUCCCCUUAAAGCCAUGUGUUCUGAAUACCAGUCCGGUGGAGUCAAUUCGGACCACUCUGGAAGUGCUGUGGGGGUCGCUGCCACCAUGGCUCAUGAGAUGGGGCAUAACUUUGGUAUGAACCACGAUAGUCCAGGCUGCUGUCUCACUCAGCCUGAUGAUGGAGGCUGCAUUAUGGCUGCUGCCACAGGGGAUCCGUUCCCUCGCGUCUUCAACCCCUGCAAUCAGAAAGAGCUGGAGCACUACCUUAGCUCCGGCGGGGGGAAGUGCUUGUUCAACCCUCCCAACACCAGUGUCAUGUACGGGGGCCAGCGCUGUGGAAACGGAUACCUGGAGGAAGGAGAAGAUUGUGAUUGUGGGGAAGUGGAGGAGUGCUCAAGUCCCUGCUGUAAUGCCAACAACUGCACGCUGAAGAUUGGAGCGGAGUGCGCACAUGGAGUUUGCUGUCAUGAGUGCAAGCUGAAGAGUCCAGGAGUGAUGUGCCGUCCACCUUCAGGCUCCUGUGACCUGCCUGAGUACUGCGAUGGGAAAUCAGAGUCCUGUCCUGCUAACUUCUACCUGGUGGAUGGCAGCAGUUGUGCGGGUGGCAGUGCCUACUGUUACACAGGAAUUUGCUUGACGCUGGAGCAGCAGUGCCUGUCUCUCUGGGGCAAAGAUGCCCGUCCUGCUCCUGAUCUUUGCUUUACUGAGGUAAAUAAAGCAGGCGAUCUCUUUGGAAACUGUGGCAGUUUCAUGGGUACAUACAGGAAAUGCACUGAAAGGGAUGCUAAAUGUGGGAAGAUUCAGUGUCUGAGCGCUGCCAGCAAGCCUUUAGAAUCCACCGCCGUCGCCAUAGACACCAACGUCCAGGAUGGUCAACAGAAGAUCCUGUGCAGAGGGACACAUGUGUACCAGCGGGGUCAGGGUAAUGAGGAGCAGAGUGACACCCUAGACCCAGGCCUGGUUCAGACUGGGACCAAAUGUGGGGAGAAUGCGAUCUGUUUUGAAGGGGAAUGCCGCAGUGCGUCCUUUCUGCAAGCCGAUGAAUGUAGUGCAAAAUGUCAUGGCCACGGCCUUUGUAAUAAUAACCACAACUGUCAUUGUAACUCCGGUUGGGCACCACCGUUUUGUGAGACGUCAGGUCCAGGAGGAAGUUUGGACAGUGGGCCUUUGAUCACACACAGCAACCUUUAUCUUGUUCUGGUUUUUCUGGUUCUGUUUUUCCUUCUGGGAUUGGCUGUCCUUGGUGUCUGUUGGUGCUGCAAACAGAAGCUCCUUUCCACCAAAAGCCCCACCCUUCCUACUACCCAAAUAUGCAUCAAUGUUCCAGACACCCCUGAGACUAAAAGUCACACCACGGGUCACGCCAACCCAGUGUUCCUGCCAAAGAAAUCUCAUGCUGAAGAACAGGCCAGUCCUCGAGCGAGUCCUACAGGUCCACCCAGAUCCAAACAUUCUGUCAUUCGACCCGCUGUGAAACCACCUCCAAUCCCAGCCUACGCUCCACACAAGCAGAGUUUACAGCAUUCAGACUUGCCUCAGCCGUCUCCAUCAGCACCUCCCAAAACAAGACCGCUACCGCCCAGGAGACCCCCUCCUCCCUGUCCCAUAACCAAACCCUCCCAGCCUGCAGAGAUGCUGCCUAAGAAUGGUGUGCCAGCAUCACCAGCCAUUUUGCAGAAAGGGAAACCCAACCUGAUGCCCCCUUCUGUGCCUUUUCAAAAUGUCAGGUUCCAAAGGGAAGUUUCUGGAAAGAGCUGAGUCGCAGUGAAGCUCAUUGGAGCGCUAUAUUGAUCAACUCUGCAUCUUUAAGAUGUCCAUAAGAGUGACCAAUCAGACUGCCUCACUCAUAGUGAUCCCCGCCUUAUUGACUUGAACACAGACUGAAGGAUACCUUCCAACUUUUUUCAGGGGGUGCAGUUCCACUACUCCUGUGCCAUAUGUUGCAUUUGCUUUUUUAUGUCUAUUUAUUACAGAGACCUCAGAGAAAUUAAAAACAAAAAAAUAUGAAGUAUGGCAUUAUAAUCUAAUAAGAGCAUGGGUCAUCUAAAAGAAUAUCUUGCACCGAGAAUAUGAAAUGUCAAUUUUUGCACGCAGUAGUAAUACAUUGUAAGUACAUUAUAUACAUAGAAUGAACUGGAAAAUGGGAGCAGAUUUCUGUACUCAGGAAACAGCUCUGGAAAGGGAUAUAUAUAUAUAAGUUAAAAGAUUGUUUUCAUAGCAAUAAUAAUUCAAAAACUCAUAUGAAUUGUAUGGCAUUGUGUUAAAUUCUGUGUAGUCGUAUAAUAUGUACUUUAUAAGAAGUUUAAAAAAUAACCUGUCUUGAAGGGUGUUUGCAAUGAUGCUGGACAAGAAAGGGUUAAAUUACAUAUGGUGCUUUGUUUUUGAAAUCUUAAAUGAGAGAAAUUCUCUAACAACCCUUUUAGAUAACUCUUGAUUAAAUGUUCUGUUUAAUAUGGCAUUAACCCAGGGAUUUAGGUUUAAAUAACCUAUAAAUGUGUAAAUAUGUAUCUUAAGUUUUUUUUUUUCUUUGGUUGUCAGUCAUUUGGAGGGAAAAAAUCUCUGGACAAUGCAUUUUAAUUUCUCCUUUCAUAAUGUUUUAUGACCUACUAUGACCAAUGUACUGGUUUUCUGUCAGAUUUUUCAUGUUGUAGUUAAACUUAUUUAUUCAUUCUGUUAAAUUUUUAAAUGCAAUGACGCCUUAAAUUUGGGUUUACAUGAAUGUUAUUUUAUUGAUAAUAAUGGUAAGUGUUUAUGUAUUUGGAUGUUAAGGUGGCUUGAUAUUGCACUGCAUAGGAAGUCAGAAAAAGUCACUGUCAUUUUUUAUUUGGCUUAAUUUUAGUUUUUAGUUUAGUUUUUUUUUGUUUUUAUUAAAAAUAAAAAAUGUUGACCUAUGCAAAAUGCAGUGCCUUCCACGUGACGCCAGAAAUAAAUUUUCAUUUUAUCUUUAA